Molecule: messenger RNA, 558 nt
Organism: Mucor mucedo
Lineage: Eukaryota; Fungi; Mucoromycota; Mucoromycetes; Mucorales; Mucoraceae
Exons: 6
Coding region: 193-558 (121 amino acids)
Source: RefSeq, a predicted model, not a curated record
GCUUGGAGGAUCACACAAAAAACUAGAUGCUCGUAGUUUUUGAGAAAGUCCGGAACUGAUAUAAAAAGGGUCAUAGCUUAACUUUUAGACCGCGGGUCAAGUAGGAGGUCAGUGUAUGCAAGAUACUUAAUGGGUAAUUGAUUUUCCCAAAUUAGUAUAUGCGUAGGAUUGGUCUAACAUGGUCAAUACGAAAUGCUACUUCAGAUAAUCUUAGUUCUUUUAAUAGGUUAUACGGGUGGUGUUACUUCAACUAGAACUACAACUGAUGUACACAGAUACAGGUUUUUUAUUGUUAAUAAAUUACAUUUCUUUGUGUUCAUUGUGAGAGAACCACGCGUGGAAAAUGUGACAGUUUGGCAGGUUCUACCAAUUAUGUCCAAAACAAAUAUAAAAAAAAAAGUAUGGUUAAAUGACGGCAAUUAUGAUUUUCCGUUAAGUUUUUCGUGUGCGCAGAAUAUCGAAAUUAUCGAAAUUAGAUACACUGCUAUAACGUAUCAUCGAUUUAGUGCUCGUUGUGGGAAAAAAAUAGCCAAGACUUCAAAGUAUCAAUUGGAUUAG